This is a messenger RNA of Drosophila serrata, 4078 nucleotides long. RefSeq names its product N-glycanase Pngl (gene Pngl). The record is from RefSeq and is a predicted model, not a curated record. Gene Ontology annotation, molecular function: peptide-N4-(N-acetyl-beta-glucosaminyl)asparagine amidase activity. Gene Ontology annotation, biological process: protein deglycosylation; glycoprotein catabolic process. NCBI's taxonomy places the organism in Eukaryota, Metazoa, Arthropoda, Insecta, Diptera, Drosophilidae. Gene Ontology annotation, cellular component: cytoplasm; nucleus; cytosol.
AAACUACCAUCCCUAGACACAAAACAAAAGUAAACAACCGACAAAUAUACACUGACGACACGGCCGGAACAAAUUGGUGGCAUUGGUGUUAUCGCCACAACGCACCCACCCAUCCUGUGAUGCCUCCUGAGUGUCUCGGGGCAUCACCCAUCUCCGGUUGACCGGAGCCUAUUCCAGGCGGUCUGGCGACCAGCCCAUCUCCCCCCAGGUAUUUACUCUACUCCGUUUUCAUUCUUAUUAUUUAUUUUAUAUAAACAUUCCUGAUAAUAUUACUAUUUCCCUUUCUAUUUGGUAUACUCCCUCCCGGCGAGAGCGUGGCCCUAGCCAGGGAUGCGCUUGCUCCAAGGCUGCGCUGUUGGGGGACUUAAAAAGCUAGCGGAGGAGAAGCACCUUAAAACAUUUGGCCUCAAACGGCCCCACGACAAUUACUCCCUCUUUAGGGUCCCUAAUCCCUGCUGGAGCUCCAAGAGAAAUCUAGGGACAGGGGUUCACGACCAAAAGAAAACAAAACAAAAGGUCAAGGAAACACCAUUACCGGGCUUCUUCCCCGUUCCCCCUUUGGUCACAGCUCCUGUGUUGCACCAAUCCCGGACCCGGGAUACGGCCAAGCGGAAAACAGAGACAACCUUACAAAUACAGAGACACAAAAUACGAACUAAACUAUCCUAACCUAAUUGAAAUUUAAAUUCAAAUUUAACUCCGGUAGGGCCCUCCACCCGGAACGGACUCACCGGACUAGCCCUUGGCGGCUUCGGCGUCGGAGCGGGCGGCACGCUGUCCUGGCGACUCUGUCCUGGCGCCUCUGGGUUCUCAACUCGGACGGCGCUGAAGCGGCGGCACGGGCGGUGCUAAGGCGGGGCACUGGCGGCGGCACUGGGCAGCGCGGAGGCGGUGUCCACGGAUCGGCACUGAAGCGGCGGCACUGGGCAGCGCGGAGGCGGUGUCCACGGAUCGGCACUGAAGCGGCGGCACUGGGCCGCGCGGAGGCGGUGUCCACGGAACGGCACUGAAGCGGCGGCACUGGCGGUGCUAAGGUGGCGUGGGCUUCGGCGCUGCGGCUCCCAACUCGGACGGCGCUGAAGUGGCGGCACGGGCGGUACUAAGGCGGCACGCUGCGGCUCUGGGCUCUCAGCUCGGGCGGCGGCACUGGGCACCGCGGAGGCGGCGUCCACGGAUCGGCACUGAAGCGGCGGCACUGGGCAGCGCGGAGGCGGUGUCCACGGAUCGGCACGCGCGCACUCUCAGGCAGUCAACGGUUAAGAUUUUUUUUCUUUUCGAAAAAUAACCUCGCGCCACGUUUCUUUCCAAAAAUUGACUCCCCGUUUUUUUUCUCCUGCACCUCCCUUUAUUGCCUCCGUUCCCAAAGCUCCACGCCGUUACCUUUUUUUCUUUCCUCCUUGCCCUUCCGAGAGAAAGGGUAAAAAACCUUUCUCUUAAGCCUGCUUUGAAAGUUCCCGGUUCGCUCAGCUUCCUCCUCCCCCCUGGGACCACCGAUCCUGCCUCUCUCUAUCGAUACAUCGAUAGCCUCUUCCCCUCCGAACUCCGAAAUGCAACAAUUGUUCCAUUUGCCUGAAAAAGUCUUCGGAAGAGAUAGUAAAAAUACAAAUAAUAAAUGGGUCAGUUUGUUCAUUACUUCAUGGGAUGACAUUGAAUUCCAGUUGGCAAAUUUAUUCAAGUUUGUCUCAAUGGAAGGAUAUUUUAGAGUGGGCUAUUUUGAUCUUUCUGACCCGCACACCCUUGCUAAUAGAGCCAUGUCGAAUUCUCCAAAAUUCUUUGUACAGAUACUCCAGAAUUGCUGUCAAAUACACAAAUUUUGAUUAUGAAAAUAACACGAAAUUUGUUUAAAUUACGUGGCAACGCCGUGGGAAAAGAAGUAAAAUUAAAUAAAAAUGGACAGGAAAUCGUAAUUGUUCUGGGCCAGGUGAAGGAGCAUUUUCGAUCAACAUCACUGGUUUGCAAUGUUCAGCGCUUUCCAACACUUAACCCCUUUGUUUCGGCCACCCACCACCCACAUCAGACUAUCCAAACUGAUAAAGCGUCUAAGGAGUCAUCAACAUGGUGGACAUAAAUUUGGAGGUGCACCUGAUAGAGCCGACGGCCACUCGAUUCACGGAGGAGCAGCGGCAGCGUGUCAGGGAUGCCUACCUGGAAGCAGUGCGCAUUCUGUUGGUGCUGCUGGAGAACAUCCUUUCGCAGCCGAAUAACGUCAAGUUCCGCACAAUACGUCUGGAUAACAAGACGAUCAAGGAAAAGUUGCUAAGCCUGCCCGGAUGUGAGAGACUGCUAGAUGCCAUCGGCUUCGCACGCGCUCCCGGGUCAAACGCAUUUACUUUGCCCAGUGAGGCAUCCCUGCAGCAGGUUCAGAGGUACCGGGACGCAUUGCGUGAGCGGCGGUCGGCCUGGAUCAGUGGGGCUGUGCCCAAAAGUUUGCCCCAACAAUCCGCCGCCACCAACAGCACCCCCUCGCCGUUGUUUAUUAAACCAUCUGUGGAAUAUCGACAGCGGAUCGCCUUUCCCCGAGUACUGCGCACCUCUAACAACUUUCUGCAGUCGUUGGAGCUUUACUCGGAUGCUGUUAUGCAGUACGAGGACGAACUGCUGCUAGCCACUGGCCGCACUCUGAUCCCCAUUGACGAGUUAACGUCCAAGGCAAGCGAGAAACUUAUAGAUGCGCAGGAGCGGAUCGCCUCGGGCGAGUGCCUGGAAAAGGAGCCCUGCAUACGCGACCUCCUACUCGUCGAGCUGGUAAACUGGUUCAAUACCGAGUUUUUCGAAUGGGUUAACAACAUUCCUUGCCGCGUGUGCGGAAGCGAUGAGAGCAAGCUAAGACGCACGGAGCGUGUCGGCGAUGUCCGGGUGGAGGUCACCGUAUGCUGCGGCCAGGAAAGCAAGUUCUACCGUUACAACGACAUCUCUCAGCUUCUGGUCUCUCGCAAGGGACGCUGCGGAGAGUAUGCUAACUGUUUUACAUUUAUGUGCCGCUGCCUGGACUACGAUGCUCGUAUUGUACACUCCCACUUCGACCACGUAUGGACCGAGGUGUAUUCGGAUGCUCAGAUGCGCUGGCUGCACGUGGAUCCAUCUGAUAAUGUUGUGGACUCUCCGCUUAUGUACCAGCAUGGUUGGAAGCGCAGCAUUGAUUAUAUACUCGCAUACUCGCGGGACGACGUUCAGGACGUGACCUGGCGUUACACAAACGAUCACCAGAAGAUCCGACAACUUCGGAGGCUGUGCGAUGAAAAAGAACUGGUGCAUACACUGGACGAGAUUCGCAUCAAGCGGCGUAGGAAUUGCACCGCCGAGCGGCGUAGGUUACUUAGUCAGCGGAACUUGUAUGAAAUUAUCGCCUUGACCCUCGAGCGCCAGCCGACUGAGAACGAACUGAAGGGCAGAAGUUCCGGAAGCCUAUCUUGGCGUCAGUCGCGCGGCGAGCAUACUUUCACCAACAUUUUUGUUUUCACCCCAAAUGAACCUGAGCUCCGUAACCGAAAACUAAAUGUCCGUUACAGCUGCGCCACAGAUACCUACGAACGCUACACCAGUGAUGCAGGAGGUGUAACUGUUCUGGAGACUUAUAAAACCUGGCAAAGGGCUCAGUUUUCCUCAAAGAACAUUCUUCGAAAAGUAGAGCGCGAUUGGAAAAUGGCAUACUUAGCGCGACUCGAGGACACCGAAUACGGAGAAAUCGUUUGGAAGUUUGAUUUCAGCAAGGCUAGCCUGAAAGUAAAGUCCUAUAAGUUGGUCUUCGAAACGAAAACGUUUGGCGAGGGAAAAAUCGAUGUUUCUGUUGCGACCAUUGAUGGGACUGUUUCUAUUGAGAACUCUAGUGGAUUCCAGAUUGUAGCCAAGCUUAGCGGUGGCAAGGGCGACGUGGCGUGGCAACACACCCAACUUUUUCGACAGAGCUUGAAUUCCCGAGACUACCCGUUCGAUUUGCAGGUGGAGCUGCACUAGGACCUGUGCAGAAGUAGAGUGAUGGGUAUUAAUUCCUAAACAAUAUUUUAAAAAAACCUGUACGAUAACCCAAUUGGUUUAAAGUAUUUACUGUACUGUAAUACAAAUUUAUAUUAUAAAUUUA